Messenger RNA from Dentiscutata erythropus, 768 nucleotides. The record is from the annotation of a GenBank genome assembly. Lineage: Eukaryota; Fungi; Glomeromycota; Glomeromycetes; Diversisporales; Gigasporaceae.
GAUCAAGAACAAAAUGUGUAGGUCAUCGAGGCUACCCUGCCAAGUAUCCUGAAAAUACUUUUGUAUCUCUUGAGCAAGCAAUAAAUAUUGGAGCUGAGGGAAUCGAAUCAGAUGUUCGAUUGACGAAAGAUGGCCAAGUAAUAAUAAUGCACGAUACUACACUCGAUAGAACGACUAAUGGCACAGGAAGUGUCGACGAAAAAUAUUGGAAUGGAUAUAUUGAAUAUCUAGUAACUGAAAAUAAUGAAAAGGUACCAAAGUUACAAGAAGUCCUAGAUUUAUUGAAGCGUAAAAAAAAUAAAAAUAAUUUUUUUAUAAUGGAUAUAAAGGAUGACAAUAAUAUAAACAUUCUCGACGCGAUCGCCGAUAUAAUAUACGCUAACAAACCUUAUAAUUUUCAAUCUCAAAUAUACCUUGGUGUUUGGACUUACGACUUCUUAAUUAAAGCUCGCAAAGUAUUGCCGCAUCUUCCAGUCGCAUAUAUAAGUAGCAAUAUUUCGGUUGCUCGUGAACAAUUUUUCGAUAAAGUUGAAAGCUAUAGCAUGGAAUAUAUUUAUAUACUCGAAGAUACAACAGGUUUUUUUUCUCAAAUAAGAAACAGUGGUAGAAAAUUGUUUGUUUGGACGGUGGAUGCUGAAAAUGAUAUGAAAAGUUUGUUUUCAUAUGGCGUCGAUGCGAUAAUAUCCAAUGAUCCAGUAAAAUGUCUUAGUGUUAGAAAAAAGGUUGAAGGAUUAAAAGUGUAUUGGAAAUCAACUAAAAAAUUUUUGC